CCGUGGCGGUGAACAAGAAAGGCCCCUUGCUCUCGCUACCAAAAGGAACUCUUGUGUAGGCCUGCGGUGCGUCCAGUCAGCGUCUUGGAUAGAAUGUUCGUUCCCUGCGAGGGCCGCGCGCCCACUGACUUCAAAGGCUGCACGCUGCUAAUGCCCGCGGUAUCGGUGGGGAAUGUUGGCCAGCUGGCUGUAGAUCUAGUUAUUUCCACCCUUGACAUGUCUAAAGUUGGGUACUUUUAUACUGAUUGUCUUGUGCCAAUGAUUGGAAAUAAUCCAUAUGCAACAACAGAAGAGAAUGCAACAGAGCUGUGUAUAAAUGCUGAAGUGUAUACAGCUCCUUCUAAAGAACUGGUGGUUUUGCAACUCAGAUCUCCAUUCAUCAAGAAUAAAUACAGAUCCUUCUGUCAAGCAAUUCUUGCCUGGGUGAAAAAUUGUGAAUUUGCCAAAGUUGUUCUUUUGUCCAGCAGUCAUGCUUACCAACGCAAUGAUCAACAACUUCACGGUACCUCACUACGAUACUUGUUGUCACCCGCUGUUGAAAAAACGAUUGGAAACGUAAUGGAGAGAUUAAGUGGCAAAGAAUUAGAGCAAGUAGCAGCUUUUCCUGGAGUAAAUGAUGACAAUAAGAUGUUCUAUAUUCCAGGAGGUGGAAUCACAAAACGAUUAUUCACAGAGAGUUGUUCACAAGGCAUUCCCAUGGUAGCCUUGCUGAAGUUUUGCUCAGAGGGGGACAAUAUCCCUGAUGCCCUUGCGCUAGCUGACUAUCUUAAUGAAUGGCUUCAUCUUACUACCCUGCAAAAUGAAAGCUCUACACUUAACUCUUCCAGAUGGAAAAUACCAAGUUCCUGGAAAUUACUUUUUGGUAGUGGACUCCCUCCGGCAUUGUUUUAAGUUUUAUGUUAUUUUACUUUUGAAUUCUUGAGAAGUAAUUGUAAUAGUUCAUAACUUGUUUAUAGCUUCACUAUUGAAGCGUUACAGCCCUUACCACAUUAUUAUGGAAAUAUUUCAGCAGUUUUUUCUGUCCACCUACCUGUAAUGUAAUUAAGAAAAACAAUUUUUAUUCAGUUUGUACAUUGGUCAGCCUUGCUCUCAUUUUAUUUUCUUUACAUUGCAAUCUAGUUGAGAACAGAUGCAUUGUGGAACUCAUAUUACUUAGGUUGAGUUCUUCUUUGUUUUGGAGAAACCUGUUCUGUAAAUCUCAGGAAUCGCUGAAUAAAGGGUGAGACUGCUUGCCAAUUGAAAGCAACAAACUAUUCUAUUUUUAUAACACUUAUAAAAGGUAGGGCCCUGAUGGCACAGCAGGUUAAACUGCUGAACUUGCUGACCAAAAGGUAGGUGGUUCAAUCUGGGGAACAGCAUGAGCUCCCGCUGUCAGCCCCAGCUUCUGCCAACCCAGCAGUUUGAAAACAUGCAAAUGUGGGUCAAUCAAUAGGUACCACUUCUGCAGGGACGUAAUGGUGCUCCAUGCAAUCACGUUGGCCACAUGACUUUGGAGGUAUCUAUGGACAAAACCAGCUCUUCAGCUUAGAAAUGGAGAUGAGCACCACCCCCCAGAGUUGGACAUGACUAAACUUAAUGUCAGGGGAAACCUUUACCUUUAUCUUAUAUAAGGUUCAAAAACAUGGAAUCUUUUAAAACUUUCAAAAUGGUUUGAAGUGACAUGACUUUUAAGUAGUUGCAUUUUUUACAGCUCCUGGUAUUCCAGGGUGUGUGUGUCUCAUUCAAGUACUAACCAGACCCGAUCCUGCUUAGCUUUCUAGAUUAGAGGAGAUCGGGGGUGUUUAGGGUGGUAUGGCUGUAGGCAAGUAGUUACAUUUUAAUGGGAAAGACUAUUGUACUCAGAGAUUCGUUCACUGGAGUAAUACAGAUAUAUAAUUACUUCUGUAGUUUGCACUAUAAAUGUCAGUAACUAUGGAGAAAAUACUGGUUACACCUGAGAAUAGUAAGGAAUUUAAAUAGGAUUCCUCUGAAGUAUCAUCAAAAGAAUUCUCGAGGUGGGGAAAAAUACACGAACACCUUUAUUUCAAUUAAAAAAAAUAUUUAAUGCUGCCAAAAGUAUAAAAAAUACAAUUAAGAAUGGCAGUACAAAGUAUUAUCUAAUGUGAUCUCUUACAUCUCUCUACAGAUGAUACAAGCAUAAAACACUUAAGACAAAAUUACUCUAUUUUGCAAAGUCUCUUGCUGGUGAUGUACUUCAUUCCCUGGUUGUUUACGUUGUAAACAGAUAUUUACGAGGCCACUGGGUAUGUUCAGACCUCACUUUUGUUCCUGAAGAGGGAUGAUGUUCUGCUUUGCAUGCCAAUAGUGUGUUAUUAUAGCUGCAGAAUAUUCACAAGUCUUGGCCACUUAGGUGUCGGUCACUCUCGGCCUACAGACACACAACGCAAAAGAGUCACAGGUUCAGUACAGGAAGAGAUAACAAUUCUAUGGUUUUAACUUCACUGCAACUGUGAAAAACAAAUUCCUGGUACAAUGAAAGCCAUAUUUAUUUCUAGCAGUUUCCAAAACGGGUAUGUGUAUAUAUAAAAAAUUGUCAUGUAUACAUAUUGUAUGACAGAAUCCAACUAAAAUAUCCAAUGACAAGUAAUGCCUAGCUCUUGACUGAAUUUGAAAAAAUAGUUCAUUUAUUUCUGCUCUAAGACAAAUCUCAAAUGUAUUUUGAUUUUAAAAUAUGUGGGUUUUAUAAUAACAUCACUGAUCUCUUAUUUCAUUGAAAGUUUACCAUUAUCAAUUUCAGAAAUAAAAGCUUACUGAAAACUGUAAUUAACCUUCAAAAGUAUUCGAGAAAUGAGAAUCAACAGAGGACCACGAUAUUAACCACUGAACUUGAACUGAAAAGCACACAAUUUAAAAAAUGAUUUUGGUAAAACAAAUUGACAGAUACAACGGUAUUUUGAACAAGGUUCUUAUUUAAGUUGGAUUUAUAAAUCAGUUUAUAUUUAAGAUACAAAACAAACAACUGUUAACAUUUGAUAUUUGCAAGUUUCAUUUCUGUUUGUACAGGGAUAACAAUCCUCCAUCAUUUAAGAACUUUAAAUUGGAAGCACAUCUUCCAGAAAUAAUGGUUAGAUCUGAAUGGCCAGAAAAUAACUGAAACGAAAAUCUAGCCAAGGUCAAGGGGGAGGGAACCAAAUAAUGUAUGUAGCAACUGAAACUGUCAAACCAAAAGAGCUUAGAGUAGAAUUAAAUGAAUAUAUGUGUUCCUGUUUAUUAGGGCAGCACCUUAUGACAUAAUAAAUUUCUCCAGUAAAACUGUA
This is a messenger RNA of Anolis sagrei ordinatus, 3257 nucleotides long. RefSeq names its product proteasome assembly chaperone 2 (gene PSMG2). Lineage: Eukaryota; Metazoa; Chordata; Lepidosauria; Squamata; Anolidae. Gene Ontology annotation, biological process: proteasome assembly. The record is from RefSeq and is a predicted model, not a curated record. Gene Ontology annotation, cellular component: cytosol; nucleus.